UAAACGGUCGCGGCUUCGCGGAGUGAGAACACCGACGCAUCCGACCCGCACGCGGCGGGGGCAAGUCCGGCCAAACGCCGAGGAUUUACCCGCGGCACUUCAGCCGAGCUGCCCCCCACCUCCCCCCCACCUCCCGGGGGGCUGGAAGAAGAGGAGGUCCGGCUUCGCCGUUGGGAGGUGGCGCAUUUAACGUUGAGAAAGUGAGGAAUGAGAGAGAAGCGUCGGGGCUCGGCGGUCCGGGACCGACGCUGCGAGCCGUCGGCUAGCGAGUAACACCGCCCAAGUCCCCGUGGCGGACCCGAAAGCGGGUCUCAAGUUCCUAACCGACCGGUAAACCACCGGAACUAGUCCAGCGCUCGUCAACUCGGACUCGGGGCUCCUGCUAGCCGGAUUGGAGGAUUUUCCAAACAUGGAGACCGACUCGGCGGCGGGCGACGUGGACCCGCUGGUGGAGCGGAUCCUGGCCGACUCUCUGUGCCAGCAGCAGGGCUGGGUCCGGGUCUACGAUGUGAAGGGCCCACCCGCUCACCGGCUGUCAUGUGGUCAGUCUCCCUACACAGACAGCGUGUGGGAGAGUCGGUACUGCAUCCUAACAGACAGACAGCUCAUCCUGCUAACCAAGGAUGAAGAGGCGCCAGGCGACGUCCAGGAGAGCCCCACCAGCUCAGCAAAGGGCCGCAGCCUCCGCAGGACGGUCAGCGUCCCGUCAGAAGGGCAGUUCCCAGACUACCCAGCAGAGGGCGCCACCAUACUGGAAGUAUCUCUGGAGCGCUCUCCGAGGAGGAGGAGUAUUUCGGGUCUGGGAGGUUCAGAGAAGAGCGUUGCCAUUGACAACCCCAACUCUUCACCAUUCAAAGUCCCGGGUUUCUUCAGUAAGCGUCUAAAAGGCUCUAUUAAGAGGACCAAGAGUCAAACCAAACUGGACCGGAACACCAGCUUCAGACUGCCCUCCCUCCGACCCGCCGACACAGACAGGUCGCGGGGGCUGCCCAAGCUGAAGGAGUCCACUUCCCAUGAGUCUCUGCUGAGCCCGGGGAGUGCGGUGGAGGCGCUGGACUUGGGGAUGGAGGAGGACGUCUACAUCAAACCGCUUCACAGCAGCAUCCUGGGACAGGAGUUCUGCUUCGAGGUCAGUUUCUCAGGAGGCAGUAAAUGUUUCAGCUGUGCUUCAGCUUCAGAGAGAGACAAAUGGAUGGAGAACCUCCGGAGGACCAUCCAGCCCAACAAGGACAACUGCCGGCGGGCAGAGAAUCUCCUGCGGCUGUGGAUCAUAGAAGCAAAGGACCUCCCUCCUAAGAAGAAGUAUUUCUGCGAGCUGUGUCUGGACGAUGUGCUGUACGCCCGCACCACCAGCAAGACGCGUCACGACAACCUCUUCUGGGGCGAGUACUUUGAGUUCACCAGUCUUCCCGCCAUGCACAGCAUCACUGUGCACAUCUACCGAGACAUGGACAAGAAGAAGAAGAAGGAUAAGAACAACUACGUGGGGCUGGUUAACAUCCCUGUGGCCACUGUGACGGGCAGGCAGUUUGUGGAGAAGUGGUACCCGGUCAGCACUCCCACCACCAGCAAGGCCAAAGGAGGUGGGCCAUUCAUCCGCAUCAAGUCCCGCUUCCAGACCAUCUCCAUCCUUCCCAUGGAGCUAUACAAAGAGUUUGCUGAGUUCAUAACCAACAACUACACCAUGCUGUGCUCGGUGCUGGAGCCGGUCAUCAGUGUCAGGAACAAAGAGGAGAUGGCCUGCGCCCUCGUGCACAUCCUGCAGAGCACCGGCCGUGCCAAGGACUUCCUGACAGACCUGGUGAUGUCGGAGGUGGACCGCUGCGCUGACCACGAUGUACUGAUCUUCAGGGAAAACACACUGGCCACCAAAGCCAUCGAGGAAUACCUCAAACUGGUGGGUCAGAAGUACCUGCAGGAUGCCCUCGGUGAGUUCAUUAAGGCUCUGUAUGAGUCGGAUGAGAACUGUGAGGUGGAUCCGGGCCGCUGCUCCAGCAGCGAGCUGUCUGAACAUCAAAGUAACCUGAAGAUGUGCUGUGAGCUCGCCUUCUGCAAGAUCAUCAAUUCCUACUGUGUGUUCCCACGGGAGCUGAAGGAGGUGUUUGCAUCCUGGAGGCAGCAGUGUGUGUCCCGAGGUCAUCAGCAGGACAUCAGCAAGCGGCUCAUCAGUGCCUCCCUCUUCUUGCGCUUCCUGUGUCCUGCCAUCAUGUCCCCGUCCCUCUUCGGCCUCAUGCAGGAGUAUCCCGACGACCGGACCUCACGCACCCUCACUCUCAUCGCCAAGGUCAUCCAAAACCUGGCCAACUUUGCCAAGUUCGGUAACAAGGAGGAGUACAUGGCCUUCAUGAAUGACUUCCUGGAACAUGAGUGGGCAGGGAUGAUGCGCUUCCUGUCAGAGAUCUCUAACCCCGACACGCUGUCCAACACGCCAGGCUUCGAGGGCUAUGUUGACCUGGGUCAUGAGCUCUCUGUGCUGCACUGCCUCCUCUGGGAGGUGGUCUCCCAGCUUGACAAGGGUGAAAACUCCUUCCUGCAGGCCACUGUGGCCAAGCUGGGGCCCCUGCCACGGAUCCUGGGCGACAUCACCCUCUCCCUGACCAGCCCCGCCCACAGCCAGAGGCUCCGCCCACAAGACCACAGCUCUGCCCACAACAUCAGCGGCAGCCUGUCAUCAGGGCUGCACCGCAUCUUUGAAGACCCUGCAGACAGCGAUAGGCGGAGCCUCAGGUCCCCAGACGGUUACCUGAGAGAACAGUGUCCCCCGCUGGGCCAGCAGCACGCCUCCGGCCACAGCAUGAACGUCUCUGACCAGGAAGAGCGCAAUGGCCUCCUGCCCAACGGGCGCAGCGUCUCCUUGGUCGACCUGCAGGACCCUCACACUCUUCAGGGCUCUCCACCACACCACGAGGCCCCACCUAGGCUCAGUCGGGUGGGCUCCCAAGCCUCCAUCGGACACCCUCAGUCCCAGAACCAGACCAACCCGCUCACCCCCCAGCCCCAUCUCCACCAGGCCAAGGCCCCGCUGAGGGACAGCCUGCCCCAGAGUGUCCCCCAGGUCCGCCGGCCACUGCCCCCAAGCCUAAGCCAGCAGCGCAGUCUGCAGCCGCUUUCCUUCCAGAACCCCGUCUAUCACCUCAGUAACCCUGCUCACGCUGCUCGCUCCGCCCAGUCCCUGGGCCAGGACUCCAGCUCAGAGAACCUGAGCACUGAGAGCUCACACAACAGCCACAGCAAUGAUGAUGAGCUGAGCGGGGUUGGCAGCCAGGUGGGGGUUAAAGGUCGCGUGGCAUCCAGCAGCAGCCUGGACGAGUCAGGUGGCAGGCGGAGCGCGUUCAGUGAGGAGUGUUCUACACCACGCCGCCAUGCACUCGCAGAGCACACCCCCCUCACGGCAGUGGCCGUCCCCCGGCAAAGCACUGCCACAGGGACCGCCCACAUCGUCAAGGUGGAGCAGCAGAGCCGGGCAGGGGGUGGAGCCAGGACACCGCGCUCUCUGCCCCACAGUGCCUCCAUCAGGAGCAGCAGCAGCAUCAACACUGAGCCCAUGCCCACCGUCGGCCAUGCCAGCCGUCAGCACUCUACUUGCUCUGUGGAGAGCCCAGGACCUGCCCCAAGGAGCACCGCUAAGCCACCACAACAGGUCCAGUCCCCGGUGGAGACCAUCACCAUGUCCCCUGUAGAGAGGACAGCCGCGUGGGUGCUUAACAAUAGUCAGUACGAGGAGGAGGAGGCAGCAGAGAGGAGCCGUGAGGAAGGAAAGAACACAGAGAAGUAUGAACAGGAGAUCUCCAAGCUGAAGGAGCGUCUCCGCGUGUCAGGGAGACGUUUGGAGGAGUAUGAGCGGCGCCUCCUGGUUCAGGAGCAGCAGAUGCAGAAGCUCCUGUUGGAGUAUAAGUCUCGUCUGGAGGACAGUGAGGAGCGUCUCCGACGGCAGCAGGAGGAGAAAGACAGCCAGAUGAAGAGCAUUAUCUGCAGGCUGAUGGCUGUGGAGGAGGAGUUGAAGCGAGACCAUGCUGAGAUGCAGGCCGUCAUUGAUGCAAAGCAGAAGAUCAUUGAUGCCCAGGAGAAAAGGAUUAGCUCUCUGGACGCGGCCAACUGUCGUCUAAUGGCGGCGCUGACCCAGGUGAAGGAGCGCUACAGCGUUCAGAACCUCCGCAACGGCCUGUCGCCCACCAACCCCACCAAGCUGUCAAUCACUGAGAACGGAGAGUUUAAAAACAGCAGCUGCUGAUUGGUGGAUGAACAUGGGGGGGGGGGCUAAGCUCUGGGCAAAAACACUGACUUCACACCGCGGCUCCCCGGUGCCGUGAGCAGACCGGACGCAUUUACAAAGGAUGUCUAGCUAGAUGUAAUAUGUGUGUACAUAGACGGUGUGUGUGGCGUACAGACACCCACCCACCGGCUGGUCGAGCUUCUGGAUGAGCUGCAGAGGAAUCUAUUUUAAACCCAUUUGAAGUGUUGACUGAUGAAGAUGUGGAGAAUGGGAGGAAGAGGAGUUGGGUUUGCGAUUGACGUGAAGAAGCACAGAGGCCACGUUGAGCCUCGCCCUGGAAGACACUCCUCGAACUCAGACAAACCAAAAAGAUUGUCGGCACCCGGUUUUAUAACUGACUUUCUUUUUUUGUUCUUAUUUUGAUUUGAAACUUUUGGUUUUUAUUUGUUGACAAGUUGAAGUUGUCUUUUGAUCGGUGGCCGCUGAGUCAAAAACCACCUUUGAACCCCUCCCAGUUUUAACCGAUGAGUUGUUUGUGUUGAGAAUACUGUUCGUUAUCAAAAGACGUUUAAUUUAUUCCAACACUGUGGAAGCCAGAGAUCCCUGGGGGAGAGGAUUUGGAGCUCCCUUGAUUUUCUACUGUUUCUGAUGCCGCGUUGCUUUACUACUGUCACUAAGAGUCUGCUGUUCUCUCCUCCAUCUCAACAGAACAACAAGCCACCCAACCUGCUGGUUUGUCCUGGUACAUAUCUGUCUGUUGAGAAUAAAAACUACCUGGAAUUGUC
This is a messenger RNA of Lampris incognitus (smalleye Pacific opah), 4998 nucleotides long. RefSeq names its product RAS protein activator like 2 (gene rasal2). The record is from RefSeq and is a predicted model, not a curated record. The transcript has 18 exons. Bases 410 to 4231 code for a protein of 1273 amino acids. Lineage: Eukaryota; Metazoa; Chordata; Actinopteri; Lampriformes; Lampridae. Gene Ontology annotation, biological process: regulation of GTPase activity.